AUGCUUAUACGAUCAGGAAGAUCAGUGAUACGGUCUAUCACUAGACUUCCCAUCUUAUGUCAAAUUCAACCAGUAAGAUUUAGAAAUGAUUAUGGCCAUGCUAAAAAUGUUAAAAGAUAUAGAAAUAUUGAUUGGAUAGGUAACCAAAAAUUAUUUAAUGAAGAUAAAAAAGAUAAACCUAAACAUAUUCCUCGAGAAUUAAAAGUUAGAACAGAGGAGAGUUUAUAUUUCAAAAAUGAGACUUUUAAAAAAUUGUUAGAUGAUGCUUAUAAUGUUAUUAAAGAAAAAGUUUUACGUAAUGAUUUCCAGUAUAAACAAUAUGAUCAUGGGAUUGUUUAUAAACAUUCUUCUAUAGAAUCUUUAGGCCGGUUAAGAUCUGAAUUAUCAGAAUGGCUGAAUGAAUUUCAAGGAGAGGAAGAAUAUAACUUGGCUUUAGAAAAUUUAAUUAAUCCAAUUUCAAAAGAUAUACCACAUUUAACAUAUAAAAUCAUUAAUCAAGAUUCAAAUUUAUUAUCAAAAUUCCUCAACAGAAAGGGUUUAAUUGAACAAGAUGAACAAGUAGAUUAUUUCUUUGAACAAACUUUCCAUUCAAUCAUGCAUAAACAAUUAAUUGCAGAUUUACCUGCCCAGGAUAUAAAUGUUGAUAUUUCAAAUCCUGAAGAAUGGUAUCCAGAAGCAAGAAAAAUCAGAAGAAAAUUAAUCUUACAUAUGGGUCCAACAAAUUCAGGUAAAACUUAUCAUGCAUUACAAAGAUUAAAACAAUCAAAUGAUGGGUAUUAUGCUGGUCCUUUAAGAUUAUUAGCAAGAGAAAUUUAUGAUAAAUUUAAAUCUGAAGGUAUAAGAUGUAAUUUAGUUACUGGUGAAGAAGUUAUUGAAGAUCGUGAUGAAUCUGGUAUUGAGGCUUCAUUAUCAAGUGGUACUGUGGAAAUGAUUCCUGUUAAUCAAAGAUUUGAAGUUGUUGUUCUUGAUGAAAUUCAAAUGAUUGCAGAUAAAUUUCGUGGUUGGGCUUGGUCUCAUGCUUUAUUAGGUGCUCAAGCUGAUGAAAUUCAUUUAUGUGGUGAAGAAUCAGUUAUCCCAUUGAUAAAAAGAAUUGCUGAAACUACAGGUGAUGAAGUCAUUAUUAAUAGAUAUGAAAGAUUAGGUGAAUUACAAAUUGAAGAUCAACCUGUUACUGGUGGUCUUAAUGGGUUGGAAAAGGGUGAUUGUAUUGUUGCUUUUAGUAAAAAAAGAAUUAUGGCUUAUAAAGAAGAAAUUCAAAAUAAAACAGAUUUAAAAUGUGGUGUUAUUUAUGGUGCCUUACCAGCUGAAACUAGAGCUACUGAAGCUGAAAGAUUCAAUAAUGGUGAAUAUGAUGUUCUUGUUGCAUCAGAUGCUAUUGGUAUGGGUCUUAAUCUAAGUAUUAAUAGAGUUAUUUUCGAUUCACAUAAAAAAUUCGAUGGUGAUCAGCUAAGAGCUUUAGAAUCUCCCCAAGUUAAACAAAUUGGUGGUAGAGCUGGUAGAUUUAAAGCACCUGGUGCAGAUGGUAAAAAAUCUAAAUCACUUGGUAAAAUUAGUGCAUUUUAUCCAGAUACUUUAGAAUUUAUAAGAGAAUCAAUGUCAACACCAACUAUUUUUUUGGAAAGAGCUGAUGUUUGGCCAAGUGAUACAAUUUGGUCAUUAUAUACAAGUACAUUCCCAAAACAAACAAGAUUAAAAAUUGUUUUAGAAACUUUCCAUAAAAAUGUUGAAGAUACUAAACUUUAUAGAAUUUCCACUUUAAGAGAUAGACUUGAAGUUGCACAUGCAUUAAAUGAAAUAAGUAAUAGUAUGCUUGUUGGUGAUCAAUUAAGAAUGAGUACAGCUCCAUUAUCUUCUACUUUACCUAGAUAUCAUGCAGUCAUUGAACAUUUUGGUAAUAAUGUUAUUCAUGGUUUUACUAAAUCAAUUUUAGAUUUUGCAUUCUUAAACUUUAGUUGUUUAAAUAGACCUGCAAGACAAGAUGACCUAAGUACUUAUGAAGAGUUACAUAAGUAUGUCUUGUUAUUUCUAUGGAUGCAUAAUAGAUAUCCAAGUUAUUUUGUUGAUAGAGAAUGUGCCGUGGAGAUUAAAGAUUCUUUAGAAUCUAAGAUUGAAGCUGCUUUAAGAGGUAAAAAACAUAAAAGAAUGGGUAUAAUUAGAGAUUCAAAAGAUUCAGAUGCUGUUAACAUGGAAGAAAAUCAAUUUUAUAAAAAUAAUAGUCACCCAAAAAGUUUUAAUAAUAGAUCAAAUGAUAAAUUUCAAAAUAGAUUUGAUAAUAAAUCCAACAACCGUUUUGAAAGAAAUUCAAGAGAUAAUACAAGGGGUUUUAAUAAUAGAUCAAAUGAUAGAAAUCAAAAUAGAUUUGAUAAUGAAUCCAACAACCGUUUUGAAAGAGGUUCAAGAGAUAAUACAAGGGAUUUCGCCCAAAGAAAAUCUUACAAUGAUAAAAACCGUUUCCAAAGUUUCAAUGAUGCUCCAAGAGAUCGUUAUCAAAAAAGUUAUAAUAAAAAUUCAAGAGCUAAUGAUAGUUAUGGUUCCAGAAAUCAAAACCGUUCAUUUGGUGACAGAAAUGUGAAUAAUAAAAGAUGGAAUUAG
Molecule: messenger RNA, 2592 nt
Organism: Hansenula ciferrii
Lineage: Eukaryota; Fungi; Ascomycota; Saccharomycetes; Phaffomycetales; Wickerhamomycetaceae
Gene: SUV3
Product: ATP-dependent RNA helicase SUV3
Exons: 1
Coding region: 1-2592 (863 amino acids)
Biological process (GO): mitochondrial RNA 3'-end processing; RNA catabolic process
Cellular component (GO): mitochondrial degradosome
Molecular function (GO): RNA helicase activity; hydrolase activity, acting on acid anhydrides; ATP binding
Source: RefSeq, a predicted model, not a curated record